CGGUGGGGUGCAGCGGAAGAGGGGGUCCAGGGGGGAGAACUUCGUAGCAGUCAUCCUUUUUAGGAAAAGAGGGAAAAAAUAAAACCCUCCCCCACCACCGCCUUCUCCCCACCCCUUGCCGCACCACACACAGCGCGGGCUCCUCGCGCUCGGCACCGGCGGGCCGGGCGCGUCCUGCCUUCAUUUAUCAAGCAGCUUUUCGGAAAAUGCAUUUGCUGUUCGGAGUUUAAUCAGAAGCGGAUUCCUGCCCCCGUGCGCGGCUCGUCCACCGGCCCCCCGUCCCUGUCUGUCUCCCGUGGAGGCGUGAAGCGGUCCCGCGGACAGAGCUCCAUGUCUGUGCCCGCGCGUGUGUGUGCGUGUGUAAAUUGCCGAGAGGGGGAAAAAAUCACAGGACUUCUGCAAAUACCGGACUGAACAUUGUAAUUCAUCUGCCGCCGCCGCUGCCUUUUUUUUUUUUUUUUUUCUCCUCUCUCGUGCUCUUGAGCUCUCCAGUUGGGAUUCCUUCGGAUUGACAUUUCUGUGAAGGAGAAGUCUGGGAAUCAAACUGGAAAUUCUCCUAAUUUUUACCCACUCCCACCCCGCCCCCAACUCCUGAUUCAUUUGGAAGUUUCAAAGCAGCUAUAACUGGAGAGUUCUGAAGAUUGGUGGAAUCUUUUGCCUUAUGCAUUUGUUUUGUUUUCACAAAAAAGGAAACUUGACAGAGGAUCAUGCUGUCCUUAAAAAAUACAACAUCACAGAGGAAGUAGACUGAUAUUAACAAUAAUUAAUAAUAAUGUGCCUCAUGAAAUAAAGAUCCGAAAGGAAUUUAAGUAAAAAUUUCCUGCAUCUGGUGCCAAGAGGGAAACACCAGAAUCAAGCGUUCCGCGUGACUGAAGACACCCCCUCAUCCAAGAAUGCAAAGCACAUCCAAUAAAAUAGCCGGAUUAUAACUAUCCUCUCCUUCGGGGCCGUGGGGCGGGAGCAGGGCCGAGAGGGGCUGUUGGUACCCGGCUGCUGUUUCCGGGGGGGGCAGGAUGGCGCAGGCUGGGCGAACAGGGUAUGAUAACCGGGAGAUCGUGAUGAAGUACAUCCACUAUAAGCUGUCGCAGAGGGGCUACGAGUGGGACGCCGGGGAGGCGGGCGCCGCGCCCCCGGGGGCCGCCCCCGCGCCGGGCAUCCUCUCCUCCCCGCCCGCGCGCGCCCCCGCGCCCGCCCGGACCUCCCCGCCGCCGCCGCCGCCCCCCCCCGCCGCCGCCGCCGCGGGCCCGGCGCUCAGCCCGGUGCCACCUGUGGUCCACCUGACCCUGCGCCAGGCCGGCGACGACUUCUCCCGCCGCUACCGCCGCGACUUCGCGGAGAUGUCCAGCCAGCUGCACCUGACGCCCUUUACCGCGAGGGGACGCUUUGCCACGGUGGUGGAGGAGCUCUUCAGGGACGGGGUGAACUGGGGUAGGAUCGUGGCCUUCUUUGAGUUCGGUGGGGUCAUGUGUGUGGAGAGCGUCAACCGAGAGAUGUCGCCCCUGGUGGACAGCAUCGCCCUGUGGAUGACUGAGUACCUGAACCGGCACCUGCACACCUGGAUCCAGGACAACGGAGGCUGGGAUGCCUUUGUGGAACUGUACGGCCCCAGCAUGCAGCCUCUGUUUGAUUUCUCCUGGCUCUCUCUGAAGGCCCUGCUCAGUCUGGCCCUGGUGGGGGCUUGCGUCACCUUGGGUGCCUAUCUGGGCCACAAGUGAAGUCAGAAGACCUGCCACAAACAAAUAUGCAAAAGGUUCACUAAAGCAGUAGAAAUAUAUGCAUCGCCAGUGAUGUACCAUGAAACGAAGCUGUGGUCUCUUAAAAACAAAACCUAAAACAAAACAAAAACAGCUUUCAGGCUCAGCGUCGAAUCAGCUAUUUACUGCCAAAGGGAAAUACCAUUUAUUUUUUACAUUAUCAAGAAAAAAAAAAGAUUUAUUUAUUUAAGACAGUCCCGUCGAACCUCCUGUUUUGGGAAACCUUGCCGCUAAUUGCCAAGCCCCCCACCCCCUGGCCAGCUCCAACCUGGGGCUCCUGUGCCUGUAAACUCGGAUUUCUUUUCCAUGUUGUUGGCUGGACUGACUCACCAUCUGAAGAGCAAACAAACUGACAAAGGACUUGACUGUUCCAGAAGCCGGGUGUCUGGCUGUUGGGAGUUAGGAAGAAGGUGUUCAUUUUCCUUGCAUUUAUUUGCCGUGGGGGCUGCGAUACUAAGAGAGGAAAGGCGAUCGGCGAAGUCCAUUCUUCCCUGGCCUGAAGAGCAGACACUUUGCAUAUGGUUCACAUGGUACAGACCCAGUUGGAAGAAAAAAACUGGGCAACUUCAGAUGGACUUGGUAUCCACCGAGAUUUCCAUCCCCAAGGACCGUGAUGGGGAAAAUGCCGUUAAACCAUAGGAAAGUAUUUUUUUAAGCUACCAAUUGUGCCGAGAAGCAUUCUAGCAAUUUAUCCAAUAGCAUCCAGUACCUUAAGCCCUGAUGUGUACAUUCAUACGUUUUUGGAUACACUCUCCCCCCCCCCCAAUACUGGCUCUGUCUGUGUAUGAAACCGAAUCCCCUGGAAUGCGAGGACGUGAACGUUUUGGUGACUUACCCAGAAGCAUCAGGCCGCCGCAAGUGCCUGCGUCCCCCUGAGAGGCCACGGCCUGCAGUCCCGCCGUGUCCCCCGCUCGGAGGCCUCGCCCCGGAACGGAGCCUGGGCACUCGCUGGCCUGCGCGAAGGGGCUGUAAACCGAGCAGUGCGGUCUCCGAAGGUCUGCAAGGCCACAGAGCCCAGAAGCCCACUGUCCAGAAAGAACAGCCGUCGGCCUGGGCCCGUGACCCUGGGCCCCCCACUUGGCGCCCUUUGUCCUCGUGGAGCGUGGAACCCGCAAGCCAAGGCUCUUAAGACGUUGAUCGCUGUGGACGGGAGGAAACAGAGGCACCGCGCCUUGCCCGGCCGAGGGGGGCGGUGAUGCAGCCACUGGAAGAAAACGCGGGCAGGAGACGCGUGGCCGGAGCGCGGGUGUGGCCGCGGCGCAUGCGUGCUGGCCGCCCCCCCCCCCCCCCCCCCCCCCCCCCCCCGCCUGCCUGCGCGGUUUAAAGCAAGGCUUUAAAUGACUUUGGGGAAGGUCAUAAAUCCUAAAGAAAGCGUUGAAAUGAGGUGUCAUGGAUUCACUGACCUAUGUCUAUGGGAUUACGAAGUAAAACAUUAUCUUGUUAUUGUAGUUGGGGUUUUUUUUGAAAACCUGACAGAGGGGAGGAAAAAAAAAAAAAAGUUCCAGGUGUGGAAUGUGGGAAUUUAUCUGUACCUCCUGGGGCAUUAAAAAAGAAAAAAAAAAUCAGUGCUGAAAACUCUAGAGAAGUAGUGAAGAAGUGAAAUCUCCAGCGAUUAAACUAGGAAAUAUUUUUUCAAGUUUAGAAUCAGCUUUGAGACAUUUAUGGAGUCAAUGUGGCAUUAUUGCAUUAUAUACCAUUUAUCUGUAUUAACUUCAGAAUGUACUAUGUUCCAUGUUUAAUGCUGUGGUUGAUAUUUUGAAAGCUGCUUUAAAGAAAUACAUGCAUCUCAGCAUUUUUUUAAAAGUCGUAUUUAGUUAUGGCCUCUACACUAUUUGUUAGCAAAAAAUUGUCAUUUUUUCCAUUUGUGAUGUUUGUCUCAAUUCUUUAAAAGCAUUUCCGGGAAGGAGAGAGAAUCCCUGGGUCUCAGCUACGUGAAAAACCCCUGGGGCUGCUGGCCACUGAGGGAGGAGCUUUGCUUCAACCAAGUUUUGUACAUUUCCUCGUCAACAGAAUUGUUUAUUGUGAAGCAUAUAUCUGUUGUCCCUUUGACCUUGUUCCUUGAAGGUUUACUGGUCCCUGGGCAAAUCAGAAUCUAACUCCCAUUAUUUAGGAUGACAUACGUGUUUGGUUAAACCCAUGAGAUUCAUUCAGUUGAAAAUCCAAACGGUAAAUGACCAGGGGAUUAAAUUCUGGCCUUGAUGGUUUGACCUUUAGAGGGUCGCAGUCCGUGGUCUGUUGUGACAUGGAUCCAUCAAGCGCACUCCUGCCCACGGGGCCCUUCCCGUGGCUGUCCUUUGGAUUCUUGCUGAAAUGCAGUGAGGCCGGUGCCCCUCCUUGAAGCCAGACCUCCCUGGCAGGCCUCAGGGAACGGGAUGAUCAGACCUUCGAAUGAUUCUAAUGUUUAAGCGAAAUACUAUUUUCUGAAACGUUUACAUUGUCAAAAGCGAUGAGUAUGGAAUAUCAGAUCCUGUGCUGCUUUCCUACCAAGAUCAUUUUAGUGGAGUCAAUUUGCAGUACACUCCAAGUAGCGACAUCCUCCAAGCUGCUUUAGAAGUUAACAAUGAAGAACAUGGACAUUUUAAUAUAAAGACUGUCUUUUGUUGUUGUUGUUUUUAUUGUUCAAAGAGGAUUUGAAGAGUAUUCUAAAAAUGUAUAUAUGUUAAAAAAAAAAAAAGGUCACGGGGGCUAAUUUCUGCCUGGUUUUCCUUUGCUGUGGGGUUUUGUUAUCUGGUUUUAAUGGUAAAUGUGCCUGGCCACCUGCCCCCAAAACUGUACAGUAUUGUGGCUUCACUUGCUCUAAGAGUAGUUGUUGCAUUUUUCUUGUUCUUAAAAACAUGUUAGAAGCAAUGAACGUAUAUAAAAGCC
Molecule: messenger RNA, 4619 nt
Organism: Hyaena hyaena (striped hyena)
Lineage: Eukaryota; Metazoa; Chordata; Mammalia; Carnivora; Hyaenidae
Gene: BCL2
Product: BCL2 apoptosis regulator
Exons: 3
Coding region: 1014-1715 (233 amino acids)
Biological process (GO): negative regulation of intrinsic apoptotic signaling pathway; intrinsic apoptotic signaling pathway in response to DNA damage; extrinsic apoptotic signaling pathway in absence of ligand
Cellular component (GO): mitochondrial outer membrane
Molecular function (GO): protein homodimerization activity; protein heterodimerization activity
Source: RefSeq, a predicted model, not a curated record